Lithohypha guttulata is the source of this 606-nucleotide messenger RNA. RefSeq lists its product as uncharacterized. Lineage: Eukaryota; Fungi; Ascomycota; Eurotiomycetes; Chaetothyriales; Trichomeriaceae. The record is from RefSeq and is a predicted model, not a curated record. Bases 1 to 606 code for a protein of 201 amino acids. The transcript is spliced from 3 exons.
AUGGAGCAAGAUCUACCUCGACCACCUAUCGUGCGGGUGCCCACUACAGAAACAAGGUACAUGCAAAUGUUAUUACACCUUGAUCGCAUACCACGAGUUUACAACUUCCUUGCUGGAGUAUUUACAUGGAUUCUGCUGGCCAGUUUUCUGAUCAUACCCGGUACAUAUACGAGUUUCAAGAAUAGCGAUAUGUUUAAGAACCUUGAAGAGGAUGACGAUAAGAGUAGCGCCAUUGCGAAAGCGAUUAUUGAUUCGGCGGCUAAUGUUGGCCUAUUGUGGUUGAGCGGCGCAUUCUGCAUUAUUGGAGGCACUGGCUGUCUUUUCUUAUGGCUGAGAUGGAGGAAGAAUUAUGUCUGGCUAGUGAACAAGGUAUUUUUGCCAGCUAUGCUCAAUUCAGUAGCAGGCUUGCUCACCACGAUCGUCAAUGUCUACACGGCACAGAAGGGAGUUUGGAGCGUCACUGCCAGGAUCACGGCUAUUGUGACUGGCUGCUUGAUAGCAGUUGCUGGUGGGCUCUGGGGCGCUUACAAUUUCUGGAUACUUGAAAAGGUUCGAGAUGCACAUGAGGCAGCUUACUAUCCUGACGAGAAGCGAGACAACGUGUAA